Messenger RNA from Aspergillus saccharolyticus JOP 1030-1, 935 nucleotides. Its product is annotated as cleavage and polyadenylation specificity factor subunit 5. The coding region runs from base 1 to 906 and encodes 301 amino acids. NCBI's taxonomy places the organism in Eukaryota, Fungi, Ascomycota, Eurotiomycetes, Eurotiales, Aspergillaceae. Gene Ontology annotation, molecular function: mRNA binding. Gene Ontology annotation, cellular component: mRNA cleavage factor complex. The record is from RefSeq and is a predicted model, not a curated record. The transcript has 3 exons.
AUGUCGACCGCAACAACGACGACGAUCCAGAGCUCUCGCCCUCCCAUCGUCCCCAAAGACUUCUCCGCCCAGCAACCACAAACGAUCCGUCUAUAUCCUCUCUCGAACUACACUUUUGGGACUAAGGAAACGCAACCAGAGGAAGAUCCCUCGGUACUGGCCCGCCUGAAACGCCUCGAAGAGCACUAUGAGAAAUAUGGCAUGAGACGUACUUGCGAGGGUGUGCUUGUCUGCCAUGAACAUAACCAUCCCCACGUACUCAUGUUGCAGAUUGCAAAUGCCUUCUUCAAGCUACCUGGUGAUUACCUGCCCUUCGAAGAUGACGAGGUCGAAGGUUUCAAGAAGAGGCUCAACGAGCGCCUUGCGCCCGUCGGAUCGCAGUUCUCGGGCGAGGGGGUCAACGAGGAUUGGGAAAUUGGUGACACGCUCGCGCAGUGGUGGCGGCCGAACUUCGAAACGUUCAUGUACCCGUUUCUCCCUGGACAUGUUACUCGACCCAAGGAGUGCAAGAAGCUGUACUUCAUUCAGCUGCCCAAGAAGAGUGAGUCUCACCCGACUGCCCGCGCCCGAAUCUCACUUUCAUCAACGGUGGCUCAUUCAUCUAUUUUAGAGGUCCUCUCCGUUCCGAAGAACAUGAAGCUUCUCGCCGUGCCGCUGUUUGAAUUGUACGACAACACUGCGCGGUACGGACCGCAACUAUCGGCCAUUCCGCACCUGCUGUCCCGGUACAACUUUGAGUUUGUGGAUGAGAAUGACAAUGUGGUGGCCGCGACGCCAGGUACACCCUUGCCGGAUGGCCAGGUGCUCCGGACUAAGGUGCUGGCGGGUGACAGCGGCGAUGGGCAGGACGAGGGAAUGGCGGACUACACCCCUGAAGGUGGGGAGAAUGGCAUAGUCGCUGCGUGACAGUCCCUGGGAUUCCGAGGCUCACCUCA